AUGGCUUCACAAGCUCCCAAUCAGCCGCGCCCCUACCCAGGCAAUUACCUUCCUAACGGCGGCGCUCCUGGUGUCCCCUCAGGCCCAGCGCCUGGAGCUGUCCCGCUGCUUCCCAACCAGGGCCGCGUGAUCCAGCAAGGAAGCGUACGAGUUCUCUGCAUUGCCGAUGUUCGAGGAAACCUGCAAUCGCUGAACCAGCUCGCCGCCGAUGCCCGCGCAAACUACAUCAUCCACACUGGCGAUUUCGGCUUCUACGAUGACCGCUCGCUGGAUCGCAUUGCCGAGAAGACUCUCAAGCACGUAGCCCAGUACUCGCCGCUCCUAUCAGACACGGUCAAGCGCUCCAUUGCCUCGGCACCGCCUCAGCCUCCCAUCAAGGAGCGCUUCGCAAGAGAACACCUGCCCCUCUCAGAAUUGCCCCUCUUCUUAAACAAGACCUUCACACUAAACGUGCCUGUAUACACUGUGUGGGGAGCAUGCGAAGAUGUCCAAGUCCUUGAGAAGCUGCGGUCGGGUGAGUACAAGGUGGACAACCUACACAUCAUCGAUGAGGCGCAUUCACGGCUACUCGACGUCGGUGGUGUCAAGCUGCGACUACUCGGUCUCGGCGGUGCUGUCGUUAUGCACAAGCUCUUCGACAACGGCGAAGGCAGGACUACCAUUGCAGGUGGACAGGGCACAAUGUGGACCACCCUGCUGCAAAUGGGCGAACUCGUCGACACGGCCAACCGCGUAUACGACCCGACCGAGACCCGCAUAUUCGUCACCCAUGCUUCCCCCGCGCGUGAAGGUCUGCUCAACCAGCUGUCUGUCACAUUGAAAGCCGACUUCUCCAUCUCUGCUGGUCUGCAUUUCCGCUACGGCAGCUCCUACAAUGAGUUUAGCGUCAACCCAACCCUUGACCACUACCGCGGAAAGCUCGCCGCUUCCAAGGCUUCGUUCAACGAUGUUUGGGAUACAGUCAAAACUGAAGUCGAGCCUGCUGUCGCCGACAGCGAGUCCCAGCAGCGCCUCCUCGCUCUGGCACUUGAAAUAGUGAACAAGAUGCCCACAGUGGCCAACGGCGGCAAUCCUUUUGGCGGUCCUGCUCCAGGCCCCCAAAGCGGCGUUAUCGAUGAGAGUGCAUUCAAGAACAUGUGGAACUUCAACCUUGCGGAUGCUGCCUAUGGAUGGCUUGUCCUGGAUAUUGACAAUGGCAGAAUUGGUACUGAGAUGAGGGCUCAGGGUUUCAACUUUGCCCACCGAGGUGGCAAGGUCGCGCCAGGCCAGACUCAGCCUGCGGCCGCCAACACUUCAAGCGGCCCUCCGGCUGCUGUAAACCCCAGCCCCUCUGCUCAGCCAUCCCCUGUUCCUGGACGUCAAGGUGGUCCCCCCACGAGCGCCCCUCAGCAACCUCGCCCAGCGGUCGCCACCCCACCUGUUCCUCAGCAGAAACCCAACAGCGGCACCCAGCCCGUACGCGCUGCUACCCCUAAGGAGCCCAUCAAGGCCGCCACCCCACAACCCCCAGCCAACAACGGAGCUUCCAAUGCUGGAGCUGAGAAGUCGGCUCCUAGCGAAGCCAAGCCCAAUGGCACCGCGGCCCCAGAGAAAGCCGCAUCGCCAGCACCCAGGGAACCCGUCGAGCGGAAAGAGAGCAAAGGACUGUUCAUCGCCGGUGUCAAGGACGAAGAGGAAGCCAAGAGCCUGCUAGCGGAGGAAGAUCGGUCCAAGAUUGAGAAGAUUGAGAAGAUUAAACAUUUCUUUGUCGCCCACUUCCCCACAUCGCAAGAUAUGCAUGGCGCUCUUCGUCGCGUUGCGGAUGAUGUCAGGAAUGCUAGGGGAGGACCAGAGAACAAGACGGUCAAGAUCUAUAACGAACGCGGCCCAGGCAGCAACCAACCCAGGUACGGUGCUGGUAACUGGCAGGCCAGCAACCGGGGCGGUGUUCAAGGUGGCGGCUACCGAAGUGGAGGUGCUUCUGAUAGCGAAGGUGGUCGCGGUGGCCGUGGCGGUCGUGGUGGCUCUUCGCGGGGUGGACGAGGUGGAGAGCGAGGCGCUCGUGGCGGUCGAGGAGGAAGGGGUUCGUUCAGGGGCGGUGCAGGUGAAGGUGCGGCAGCAUCCACUGGAGGCGAGUCAUAA
Bipolaris zeicola 26-R-13 is the source of this 2121-nucleotide messenger RNA. RefSeq lists its product as uncharacterized. The transcript has 4 exons. The record is from RefSeq and is a predicted model, not a curated record. The coding region runs from base 1 to 2121 and encodes 706 amino acids. Lineage: Eukaryota; Fungi; Ascomycota; Dothideomycetes; Pleosporales; Pleosporaceae.